Messenger RNA from Caenorhabditis briggsae, 2322 nucleotides. The record is from RefSeq and is a predicted model, not a curated record. The transcript is spliced from 8 exons. NCBI's taxonomy places the organism in Eukaryota, Metazoa, Nematoda, Chromadorea, Rhabditida, Rhabditidae. Bases 1 to 2322 code for a protein of 773 amino acids.
AUGGAAGCGGUCGCUCAAAUUGAGGAAGCGGACGCUAUAAUUGAUCAAAGGAUCGCCGAACUGAAUGGGAGAAAAAGAAAUUUUGCUUCUGAGGUCACUUUUGCCCUGCCUUCUGAAGCUGAGAAAACCACAUCUGAGGAUGAUUAUCUGGCUGAUUGGUUCAAUUUUCUUGACCAGCUAAUAGACGAAGAUAUAGGAUCAAAGACUUUAAAUGCCCUUUCAACUAGGCCAGCUGACAGUAAUGAUUUCAAUGAAUACCGUCCAGAUACUGAUAAUGAUGGUAGAGAAGAUCGCGGAGCGAGUAAUCACGAAAAUUGGGAUUUACAUGGGAUCUAUGACUUUGAUCCAGAUAGAGAAGAUUUGAUGCCUUUACAUACCGAGCUUCUGAAUGAUGAUGAAUCUCAAACAAGCAUUGGGAAUUUACCUGCACCAAUUUCCUCUUCGAUGAUGAAUAAUGAGCCGGCCAUUUCUGAAAAUGACCCACCGGGGACUAUCUCUUCAAAUAAUGAGACGACUAUGGAUCAUGAAGUACCAAGUACAGAGAGUGGAUAUGAGUCAAGUCCUUCAACAUCUUCGUCAUCCAACGUCUGUAAUGGUAUUGGGGAUAUUGAAAUCUCACCUUUCCCAGAAGUCAUGGAAACAGAAGAUGGGGAGCAGGAAUCCAGCACUCCGGCUCGACCUCCCAGGACAAGAGACUUCAACAGUCAGCAAGACCCAACCGUAGCAGACUUGUCACAACAAGUAGAAAAUUCUCUUCAUGUACCCGACGACUUGGAACUUGAUUCUUACGAUAAAAUCUUCUCAGGACCGUUACCGAUCCCUAAGAAUCGAACUGUUGGAUCAAACUCUUCCGACCACGGCAAUGACUUCCAACAUCAAUCAUGGUCAAGCACGACUGAGGCAAUCCCAUCAAUGAUAGAUAGUGAAUAUCAGUCGAGUCCUUCCACAUUCUCGCCAUCCAAUGUGGUUUUCCCAGAAGUUAUGAGAAUGGAAUAUCAGGUGCCAACAUCCAGCCAAUAUCCGUUUUACGCUCCUGCUCACCCGUCCAGGGGUAAUGACUCGAAAAUAUUUGAUCGUCAGCAUCCAAAACAAUACUGUGAUCUGGAUAAAACAACAUCAGGCUUAUUGCAUCAAGUCACUACCGAAGAUUAUUUUUCUGGAACUGGAAUUAGUGAACCAUGGUCAUCCUACUAUGGUAUUAGUUUAAAACACCAAUCACGGCCAAGCCUGACUGAGGAAAACCCACGUCACUCUGCUAAGCGAAAACGUUGGGCACCAUACUCCAACAAUCAACGUCCUCUCCUGGAAAGAAAAAUCAGAUCGGAUGGAAAAGAGUUAUCUCUCAAGGAUCAACAAAAACGGCUUUCCCGUCCAGUCGACGUGUUCCAGAGCAUCUCAGCUUCUAUGCAAACUCCAAUGACCCAGGACUUUGAACAAGGGAGCUGCAAUUCGAAUGCUACCACAUUCGAAUCGAACGCUGAUUCUGAAAGCCAGUACAAUGUCGAUUCACCUCCCAUCCAACAGUCCGGUGCACAGAAAUACCCUCCUGAUUUCUUUGAUUUGGGAUCACUCCAUAAGUAUGUUAAAAAGAAUCAGGAGUAUUUGAAACAACUUGGUGGAGGUGAUACGACAGAAGAAAAACGAAUUAGACAAAGGACCAACGUUGAAGAUAAAAAUCGUCGAGAAAUGAUGGAUAGGAAUUGCGACUACUCUAAGAAAUGCGCACAAAACAAAAAAGAUGCAAUGAAUGCGAGAGUUUUAGAAUUUAUUGAGAUGGUUGAAGAAGUUAAAGGAAUCGAAUCAGAUGAACGCCUAGCUGUGUUUGCUUUAGAAUUGGAUAAUUACAUGGAAAGAGGAGUUGACAAUAGUCCCAUCGAGGCAUAUCAAGCACAAAAGCGUCAAUUGCUUUCCACUAGUGUCGAUUUAGAAACUGAACGAAAGGUUCAGGAAACUUGGGAGUUACUAAACAAAAAGAGAAACGACUUUGAAGAGAAGUCACAAAAAUAUGCGGAUACAGCGAAAACAGCUAAAAACUAUGGAGAAGAAGAGAAGAAGAAAGCAACAAAUUCAGCUGGAUCGGCCAAGUCACGAGCAAAAGAAAAAAUGGAGUAUGCGGAGUUAGAAUACGAUAUCGCCUGUCUGGACCUUAUCAUCUCAAAAACUCCACACCUUUCCAAUUUGGCUCUCGAAUUCGCCAGAUGGUGCGCCAACAAGAUUGCUCCUCAAGUAAGCUGGGAUGCUAAAAAAAUCAUGGAAUGGGUCCACCGAAACGGGAGAACAAAGGAAUGGGAAGAACUAAAAUCAUUCAAUCAAUUUGAAUAA